Molecule: messenger RNA, 162 nt
Organism: Sphaeroforma arctica JP610
Lineage: Eukaryota; Ichthyosporea; Ichthyophonida
Exons: 1
Biological process (GO): adenylate cyclase-modulating G protein-coupled receptor signaling pathway
Cellular component (GO): heterotrimeric G-protein complex
Molecular function (GO): G protein-coupled receptor binding; GTPase activity; G-protein beta/gamma-subunit complex binding
Source: RefSeq, a predicted model, not a curated record
AACCGUAUGCACGAGGCUCUAACGCUGUUCGAGGCUAUAUGCAACAGUAAGUGGUUCGUCAAGACACCGAUCAUCCUAUUUUUGAACAAAGUAGAUCUUUUCAGAGAGAAAAUCACAAGAUCGCCGCUGACGCAGUGCUUCCCAGAAUACGAAGGUAGGUAA